Molecule: messenger RNA, 240 nt
Organism: Perkinsus marinus ATCC 50983
Lineage: Eukaryota; Perkinsozoa; Perkinsida; Perkinsidae
Exons: 2
Coding region: 1-240 (79 amino acids)
Source: RefSeq, a predicted model, not a curated record
AUGUCGCCAAUCCAGGAGACUCGCCGCAAACUUGAACGAGCCGUGGAAGGAGUAGUCAUGCAAAUGGUAGGACGUCUUUCGGCAACGCUUCGGCNNNNGCGACGACCUGUGCGCCGGUGCUUCAAGGGUACAGUGCGUGAUAUGCGUGCCUCGGGUCGGGUUGACGUUGAAUGGGAUGAUGAGCCCGGUGAGAUCGAGACUCUUGAUUUCUGGGCCUGUGAACAUAGAUCGGUGUUAUGA